AUGAGCCCAAAUCUAUACACCGCUUUCUUUCGACCAUCACCACCGACCGCCUCCCAUGUGUUCUCCCAGGACGAAGAACCGCCCGAAGCCGGCGCUAGACACGUCGCGCUUGAUAGCAGCUCUCCACAAAAUACUCACAGGAGGAUCCUCAAGAAGCAUGCUCAUGACCAUAGCUAUGACCAUGACCGUACGCGCAGCGAGAGCACCAUCAGCUUUCCUCGCCCGCCCUCCGCAGCGAAGGAGCAGCCGCGCGACUCCUCGAGCAAAGUUCGCAGCUUGAUGGACCGCCUGCGCAGCGCGUCGCUGUCCAUCACGUGGGCGGAGAACGAGCACAAAGCGGCGCGUCCGAGUGGUCCGAGUGGACUGCAGCAGGCCUUCCGCUCGGCCUGGAAGCGCGCGGUGGCGCUGUCGGGGCGGCAUACGCCGAAUUCGAACGGGGAAGCAAGAACUGGACCCACGGUCAUUAGGACGCCGAUGGAGGCGUUCGCGGACGAUGCCUCGCUGGCAGCUACGCUCACGAUUCCCGCACCUAUGGGUCGCGCGCGCUCGCAGUCGGAGAGUGCGCCGAGGACGACAGUGUUUCUAGCAGGCGAACAAACUACGGGUCCGCUCUUGACGACUACGAAGGGACCAACCAUUGUUCGAACUGCCGAGGAAGCGUUCUCGCCAGAGAAGAGCGACCCUACAUCUCAAGCGCCCGUAUCCAAACGACCCGGGAUACGCUUGAAGCGCUCGCUGACGCUGCCGCCUCUACGUAUCACUACUAGGACUGCGAAGAACGCUGUGACAGCGGAGCCGCACACAUCUCUUCCAGCUCGCAAUGCCGACCGCGCCACUAGGCAACCACAUUCCGCACCUGCUGCCUCUCGAAAGUCCAUGGCUCCUGGGCCAUCUUCAGACGGAGAACUCCGGAGCCCCGUCCUGGUCGAAAUGCAGACACCCGACCGGGGCGAGCUGCAGAAACACGGCCUAGUCGAACUCCGGAACCGCGUUCAGGUCGAACUGCAGAAGUUCAUCCAGCUCAUCGGUCUCGACAAGCGAGCGUGCCUGCAGAUACGUCCGGCGGUGCUGCCUUACCGUCGGGUACGGCGAGGCGCGCUAGCGUGGCGAGGCCAGCAGUUGCGCCAAGGGAGGCGCCUCUCCUCUUCACUCGGCACCCAGGCCGUCCCCUCGAGAAACGAGACCACCGACAGCGGCGCAUACCCGGGCGACAGCGUACGCGCCGCAGACGCCCAAAGUCACCUCCGCACUGCGUCGAGCGUCAACGACAGCGCAUCCGGCCUCGGGCGCGACGACACAGAUCACGCCCUCGCGGCCCAGGACACGCUUAGCAGAAGCUGUUCCGGCUGCGCGCCCUUCUGCCGAGCCCGCGCCGACGGUCGCGAGAACUCAGCCUUCGCCGUCGCCAGCGAGGAACCCAUCACCUGCGAGAGCUCGACCUCCGCCGACAGGAACUCAGCCCGUACCUCCGCGCGCGAGAAGCCAUCCCACACCUGGGCCAUCGCCCGCGCGCCCUUCUGCCGAGUUUCGGGGCGCGCCGACGGUCGCGAUAACUCAGCCCACACCUUCGGCCGCGAGAACUCAACCUGCACCAUCAUCCGCGCGAACGCAGGCUGCGCCGUCGGCGACGAGGGUCCCAGGCGCACAUAG
Schizophyllum commune H4-8 is the source of this 1650-nucleotide messenger RNA. RefSeq lists its product as uncharacterized. The coding region runs from base 1 to 1650 and encodes 549 amino acids. The record is from RefSeq and is a predicted model, not a curated record. NCBI's taxonomy places the organism in Eukaryota, Fungi, Basidiomycota, Agaricomycetes, Agaricales, Schizophyllaceae. The transcript has 4 exons.